Saccharomyces paradoxus is the source of this 1635-nucleotide messenger RNA. It is a transcript of the gene ASF2, whose product is annotated as Asf2p. The record is from RefSeq and is a predicted model, not a curated record. Lineage: Eukaryota; Fungi; Ascomycota; Saccharomycetes; Saccharomycetales; Saccharomycetaceae. The coding region runs from base 1 to 1635 and encodes 544 amino acids. The transcript has a single exon.
AUGCCAGAAAACCGCGGAGUCUUAGACUCCAUCACUCGCAGUGUGAUAGAUGGUAGCGAUCAAGAGUCGAGCUCAUCUUUCAACCCGGAUGAAGAAUAUGCGGCUGUGACGAAGGGCCUGGGUAGUUCUAAAGUACAAAAAAAGCCAUCUUUGGGGCAAAUGAAAAGCAAAGUCAAGAAGCUGCAAUCCUUGGUCAGCUACUAUCGAGAAAACGAAGCCGUUCUGGAGUCUAGCACCAAAUUAUUGUCCAGCGAAAUCAUGAGUAAUGAAAUUAAAAUGGCUAGUUUAUAUGGAAAAAUGAAGAGUGUUAUGGAUGAGAACAACGCGUUGAAAAAAGCCCAGAAGAGCUUUUCUAAGAAGAAAAUGGAACUCCUCCGGCUGGUCCCUAACGAUAAAAAACACAACCACGAUGAAGACGGUCUGCUUGUUAAUCUCAAGAAAGAAAUUUGCGCCAAGUUACAGGAUUACAACAAUGUGCAGAGCACUGUGAAUACCAAAUUGGAUGAGAUUCACGUAUUUUAUGAAAAAUAUUACGAAGGGCUCGAACUAAAUUUUGAUAGUGAAGUGUUCGAGGCAGAAACCUCAAAAGAGUUGGCCAAAGUGAAGCGAGAAUUGAGGAACGUAAAAAAAAACUCCCAGAUCAAAGUAGAUAACUUGAAAAUACAACUGCUACAGGCAACCAAAUCACUAGAGCUCUUAAAAAAAGAGGUUAAAGCGAAGGACGACUAUCUAAAGGGUAUUCCUAAGCUUGUUGACAAAACCAACCGCACAUUAUUAUCAUACAAGAAAAGCAUCGCCAACCAGAAGGAGACUAUUGAAGCAUUGCAAGCCGAACUAUCGCAUCAAUCAGAAACACAAAGGCAAAUGGAACCGCAAGAUCAAGUACGAACGCUCACCAAUGUGACUCUGGUGGACCCUUUUGAGGAAAACCACCUGAAGGAUUUGUUCGCCAUUCAGGAAAAGGAGCUGCAAGAACUAAGAUUGCAUAAGAAAAUAUGUGACGAGAAGAACCGAACCACUCACUUGCAUUUAGAAAAACAAAAUAGUACCAUCAAACUACUGCAGAGUUACGUGCAAUUAUUAGUCCAAAGAUUGCCACCAACUCAAGGCAAACAUCAUCUGAACAUGCUUCCAGUUGGUAAUAAGUGUCAAGAACUUCGCAACGAGAAACCGUGUCAGCCCAUAUCCACUGUAACGAGUGCACCUGGAUCUCCUCCGCUCUUACCCCAGCAUUCUUACCAUCAGAAAAUUGACAGCACUUCCCAACGGCUUCUAUUAGCGGCCCCAGACGGGCAAUCAUGUUCUAAAAAAAACAUAGUAUUAGUCUCCCCAAAACUGAAUCCUGAUUAUUUAUCGAGGGUACCUUACUUUUCAAAACUGCAACCACCACACAUCAUUAAUCUAAAUUCUUUGACUUUGAAAACGCUGCCAAAGGCGCCAAAACAUACACACGCUGGUUCACAGCAGCUUACGGACAACGAUCAGCUUCAUCCAAAAGAUAAGUGUCAAGAGAAUGCGAAGGAAGAUGAUGUGCCAAAAUUAGUGACAGAUGAACUAGUCCCACUAGACACAUCAACAUCUCCUGAGGCACAAAACUCGAAGGAUUCAAACCAUUCUUCAAGACUUCAUAAGUAA